Nymphaea colorata (pocket water lily) is the source of this 2463-nucleotide messenger RNA. Its product is annotated as U-box domain-containing protein 25-like. Lineage: Eukaryota; Viridiplantae; Streptophyta; Magnoliopsida; Nymphaeales; Nymphaeaceae. The coding region runs from base 940 to 2184 and encodes 414 amino acids. The transcript has a single exon. The record is from RefSeq and is a predicted model, not a curated record. Gene Ontology annotation, molecular function: ubiquitin protein ligase activity. Gene Ontology annotation, biological process: protein ubiquitination.
AGAAGACCAGAAAAAUGGCGGAAAAAUGGGGAUGUGGGGAAGCAGUAAAGAAGGGAGAGUGAAAGCCGUGCUGCCAUUUUUAAGACCGCUUCCGCACGUGCACCUUCUCCUUUCCUCCCGUGUGCAGAGUCAGAGAUAAGAGCAGAGAACUACUGUGGGUCUAGAUUGUCCACCACCCAACUGUUCCAAAGAAGAGAGAGAGAGAGAGAGAGAGAGUUUGAUUCUGUAAAUAUGUUUCUGCUGGAGACGUCCUUUCUCUGAUUUCAGAUAUAUCAUCAGAGGGGGAGAGAGAGAGUGAGGAAUCCAGGCAUAGGGAGACGAAAAGGAAGGAAGGAGAGGAAUAAAAAGACAAGAGGCAAGAAAAUUGAGAGGGAAAAAGUGAGAGCAGGGCAGAGGCAGCAGCGGUAGCGGCAACUUGAGAAGACAGAAAGAGAAAGGAGGGGCUGCUGCGACAGAAACUGAAUCGUGGUGGUGGUGGUGGUGGAGGGGAGGAUAAAGAGAGGGGAGGCAACAGAAUUCUGGCCCCGGCCAGAAGGACAGAGGAGGGGAAGGCGCACGCUUAGACUGAGAGAGAAGGCCUUCUCAAUUCAAAUUAGCAAAAGUUGCCGCCGUUAAGAGGGAAGGAGAGAGGGAGGUUUGCCAGCGAAGGAUCACGUAAAACAAGGAAUUGAGUCAAGAGAAGGAUAAAGGGAGACUUCGAGUUCACACAGAGAGGGAAUACAGGGAGAAGGAAAGAGUUGGUAGGGAGAAAAGGAGAGAGAAGAUCGAGCUAGGCAGGAGCCUCCGCCUAGAUAGAGAAAGUGGGCGUCGAAAGCAAAUUCCACCCCUUCUGGAGAAGGAAACAGCGGGAAUUCCGCGUGAAAGAGAGCCAAAAGUUCCCGUUACUAGAAAGAGAAAGGAGCUGAGAAGAGAGAAAGGGAGAGAGAGCGCGACAUCGAGAUGCCGGGGUCGGUGGCGCCGCUGGAGACGGUGGUGGUGCCGGUGCACUUCCGAUGUCCAAUCUCUCUGGAGCUGAUGCGGGACCCGGUGACCGUCUGCAGUGGACAGACCUACGACCGAACGAGCAUCGAACCGUGGCUUGCCUCCGCCGAUAACCCCACCUGCCCGGUCACCCGCCUCCCGCUGGCGGACACCACUCUCAUCCCCAACCACACCCUUCGCCGCCUCAUUCAGGAAUGGUGCGUUGCCCACCGAUCCGACGGCGUCGACCGCAUUCCCACCCCCAAGCAGCCCGCCGAUCCCUCCCUCGUCUCCUCCCUCGUCCAAUCCCUCCAACCACCCUCCUCCGACGCCGUCGUUUCAUCCUCCCUCCGGCGCCUCAAGACCCUUGCCCUUGAUUCCGACAAGAACCGAGCCCUCAUCUCUCAAAACCCCAACCUCCGGUCUUCCCUGGUCUCCCUUCUUUUCACCUCCUCCUCCGAUCCUUCCGCCGAUGCCAUCUCCGACACGCUCGCCCUGAUCUCGUUCUUUCCACUUUCCGUCGCCGACUCGGAAGCCAUCUCCGCUCGCCCGGAUCGACUCACCGCAGUCUCCGCCCUCCUCCGCCACUCCUCCCCCGACGUCCGCGUCGGCGCCGCUUCCCUCGUCGAGAACCUCGCCGUCUCGCCAGAAUCCCGGUCAGCUCUCGGCGACACCCCAGGAAUCAUCGCCGGCGUCGUCGCCGUCCUCCGCCCGCCGACGUCAUCCCACCCGCGCGCCGCUCGGGCCGGCGCCAAGGCCCUUCUGGCGCUCUGCCUCGCCCGGCCGAAUCGCGACGCCGCCGCCGCUGAGGGCGCUGCCGGCGCGCUCGUGGACCUCCUCGCCAGCGCGGGCGCCGACCGACGCGACGCCGAGAGAGCGCUCGCGACUCUCGAGCUCCUCUGCCGGACGCGGGGCGGCUGCGAGGCGCUGCUAGGCCACGCCCUCGCGGUGCCGCUGCUCGUCAAAGCCGUGCUCCGGGUGUCGGAGCGCGCCACCGAGUCGGCCGCGGGGGCGCUGCUGGCUCUCUGCCGGGCCUCGGAGGCGCGGCAGAGGGACGCGGUCGGCGCGGGGGCCGUGACCCAGCUGCUCCUCCUGGUCCAGAGCGACUGCACCGAGCGAGCCAAGCGCAAGGCCCAGCUCCUGCUCAAGCUCCUCCUCUCGGCCUGGCCGGACCAUCCCGCCCCAAAUUCAGACCUCGGCUUCUCGGAUCUGCUCGCCAUUUAGUUCGGGACCCGGAUCACGGACAUCCCCAUUGUUCCCCGGAUCUACAAUCGCCAUUCUUUCCAAGUCGCCCGCCAGAUCUUCAUCCAAGGACACAACAACGCGGCAGCUCUUCCUUCGGAUCCAUCAUGGCUUCGGAUCCAUUUUGACACACACUGUAUCCGUGAUGUUUUGAUUCUCUCGCAUUUCUUGAUGCCGCCCCUUUCUUUUCCUUCAUUGAGGCUAAAUGAACAUUCUAUCUAUCAAUUACAAGAACAUAGAAAAACUGAUUUCCCGUACAAA